Molecule: messenger RNA, 11837 nt
Organism: Pogoniulus pusillus (Red-fronted tinkerbird)
Lineage: Eukaryota; Metazoa; Chordata; Aves; Piciformes; Lybiidae
Gene: GAS7
Product: growth arrest specific 7
Exons: 14
Coding region: 66-1457 (463 amino acids)
Biological process (GO): neuron projection morphogenesis; actin filament polymerization
Cellular component (GO): plasma membrane; cytoplasm; actin filament
Molecular function (GO): actin filament binding
Source: RefSeq, a predicted model, not a curated record
GGGCGUGGAGGGGCCGGCGAAGCCGGGGCGGCUGCGGGCGGAGUGUGGCCGCGGCCCGCGGCAGGAUGUCGGGCUCCCGCUGCCAGACGCUGUACCCCUUCUCCGGGGAGCGGCACCGGCAGGGGCUGCGCUUCGCCGCGGGGGAGCUGAUCACGGUGCUGCAGGUGCCAGACGGCGGCUGGUGGGAAGGGCAGAAGGAGGAUGGGCUGCGAGGAUGGUUCCCGGCCAGCUACGUGCAGCUCCUGGAGCAGAAACCCAGAAAGGCAACUCCUCAGACAGGAGAAGACACCUUGAAUGGUCAUCUCCCUCCUGGCUGGCAGAGCUAUAUGUCCCCCCAGGGCCGAAGGUACUAUGUGAACACCUUCACAAAUGAAACGACCUGGGAGCGUCCAAGCAGUGUGCCUGGGACUCCAAAGAGCCCUGUGUCUCAGAAGAGCUCUGCAGUGAAUGGCUACCACAUCUCUGGAACUCCAGUGCACCAGCUCGACUCUGGCCAUAGUCCGGGGUCCCCGGCGGCGCCGCGGCGGCAGAGCAAGGAGAGCAGCCUGACGAUAAACUGUGUAACUUUCCCCCACCCUGACGUAAUGCCAGAGCAGCAGUUGCUGAAACCUUCCGAGUGGAGCUACUGCGAUUAUUUCUGGGCUGACAAGAAGGACUCACAGGGGAACAACACAGUGUCAGGAUUUGAAAUUCUGCUUCAAAAGCAACUUAAAGGGAAGCAAAUGCAAAAAGAAAUGGCAGAGUUCGUUCGAGAAAGGAUAAAGAUUGAGGAGGAAUAUGCUAAGAACCUGUCCAAACUGUCUCAGAAUUCCCUGGCUGCUCAGGAGGAAGGGACACUAGGAGAGGCUUGGGCUCAGCUGAAGAAGAGUCUGGCUGAUGAAGCAGAGGUCCAUCUCAAAUUUUCUUCUAAGCUUCAGAGCGAGGUAGAAAAACCGCUGCUGAACUUCAGAGAGAACUUCAAGAAGGACAUGAAGAAGUGUGACCACCACAUCGCGGAUUUACGGAAGCAGCUGGCCAGCCGCUACGCAGCUGUAGAAAAGGCCCGGAAAGCGUUGACAGAGAGACAGAAGGAUCUGGAAAUGAAAACACAGCAGCUAGAAGUGAAGCUCAGCAACAAGACAGAAGAAGAGAUUAAGAAGGCGAGACGGAAGUCCACCCAGGCAGGAGAUGACCUGAUGCGCUGCGUGGAUCUUUACAAUCAAGCCCAAUCCAAGUGGUUUGAGGAAAUGGUAACCACCACCCUGGAACUGGAGAGACUGGAAGUGGAAAGGGUAGAGAUGAUUCGGCAGCAUCUCUGCCAGUACACACAGCUGCGGCAUGAGACAGACAUGUUCAACCAAAGUACAGUAGAGCUUGUGGAUCAGUUGCUUCGGAAAGUGGAUCCUGCCAAAGACAGGGAACUGUGGGUAAAAGAACACAAAACUGGAGAUAUCCGACCUGUGGACAUGGAAAUAUAGACUGAGCUGGAGGUGUCUGUGAGGAGUCCACUGACUGAGUCCAGGCUAACGUUGGGUUUCUAAGGGGCAGAAGAACAUAGGGAAGAGGUGGUUCCACUACCUUGUAAUUUAUGCCUGUAGGGGCUCUCUCUGUUACAUUUAGUCAUUAAAAUGGUCCUCAUUGUGCUAAGCCUUAAGCACCAGACAUUCCAGGGUGAAGAAACCAGAUGUGUGCUUCCCACCAGAGGUUCUCAAUUGCACGCAGCUUCCAGAAGAAAUCUGCUUUCUGGUACAGAGUGUGCUCUGGUCUUCAGUGACUUUGUGCUACAUCCCUUGCAUGACUAUCUUUAUACAGUAUGUUAGAACAACCAUGCAGUGAGCCUCUGGCCAGCAAGUAGGUCACUAUUUGAACAUGAUGCAGGAGGCAAGGAAGUCCUGAUCAUGAAUCCCAGGUCUGUCACUGACUGCUUUACUGGCUGUAGGCAAGUCAAUUAACGUCCCUGGCUCCCCCAUCUGUGAGACAUGCAUAUCUCAGCAGUGUUGUGCAAGUACUUUUGUAUCUGAGAUCACAACUUCCCACCAUGGCAGUGAAGUGACGGCCCUUCUCCCAAAACCUAUGGGGAAGACUCCUGCUCUUCCUGUUUUAUACUCCCUCUCAGGGAUACAUGAACCCAUUCUCAUCAUGAUUUCUGUUCCAGGCUGAUCGAUGAGGUUGAAAGUGUUACCAUCACUGCUGUUUAUCAGGAAAGACUUGGUUGUGCUCUACCUACCUCAUUAGCUGUCUGAGUGCCCUCAGUGACAGGAAGAGGUCAUCUACCAAGGAAUAAAUGAGAUGUUAAGAAACUCUGCUGCUUAUGCAAGAUGUUUUCUCGCAGUAUCUCCCUAAACACAAGUCCUCUAACAUUUUAUUAGGGAUUCAGGUUAAAAUUGCCCUUGGUUCCUUCAGGUGAAUAUCACAGCCUUUAGGUACCUUCCAUUACUAAGUUUGUCCAGCUAAAUUGUGAGGUUUUAUCUCUUUAAAGCCGGAUUUUCAAAGGUGCCAUGAAUCUGUGAUGCUAGAUUGCACUGAAUGUAGAUGUAGGUGCCCAGCACUUCUGCACCACUGGAUUCUUAACCUGAAGUUUUUUCCUCUGUUACCCUUGCUGCAAGCUACCAAAAAUUGUACACUGCUCUUGCCACAUAGUGUUCAUAGUUUGGAGGCUGGUUUGGAAAAGCUCUUAAUUUUCUUUUCCUGCACUUAUUUCUGAUUGAUUAUUCAGUAUAGCUGUUAAAAUACUUUUCAGCAUUUCACUCAAUGCUGAGAGUCUUAAGAUUCUCACUUCACAUCCAGCAGAAACCUUGAUUCUCACCACGGUGGCCUUUACUCAGUGUUUACAGUGUUGUUAUCUACAGUUUCCCAAACCAUACUUUUUCAUUUGAUCCAGAGCCAGGCUUUCCUAUUUCUCAUUGUUGCCAUCCUUUGUUCCAAAACUGCAUUCUGCUCUUCUAGCUCAUUGUUCAGCAGCCUCUAAGUGCUGUGGUUAGAGCACUGAGAAUUAUUAUUCCCCAUUACAGAGAAGUCUUCUCUGAAACACACUUUUAAUAUUGCUGCAGUGAUUGUUUUUCUGGUUUGCUGUUUCAGACUGAGUUCAGUUGCAUUUUCCUCCUGUUCCCUUCUUCUCAGCCAUCUCUUUACUGAUACAGAUUCAUUUCUAUCUUGUGAAUGCCUCCACAACUCACUUCUCUGAUGUGUCAUUAACCUUUAUGAACCUCUGCACCUCCAUGGGUGCAAUGCCAUGACAACUGCCUGCUCGGGAUCCCUGUGUCCCUGUGUGACACCUCACAUGCUGCACUUCCAUUACACGCUGGGAUCUCGCAGCUUCUGUUUUGUUCUCAUGCAUCCAGCACACUGUUCUGAGAGUCUCUGCUCAUCUCCUGCAAAGGCCAUUGCAAUACCAAUGAAACAGGAUUUGCCUCUGCAUCCUGGAGUCCUGGAGCUCAGUGGGCUUGGCUGUGCUUCCUUAGCCUCCUGCUACACAAGCAAGGAAGAAUCAUCAUGAUUAUUUCUUUGUCAGUCUUCCUAUUCAUCCACUCUCUGUCCCAUUCACUUUUUGGCUUAUAAAGACACACUUCUCCUACCCUUACCAUGCACUUUGGAGUACAGGCACUUUUUUUUUUGUUUUAAACCAUAGAUGCACGGUGAGCUUUUCAAAGUUCAGUGGCCAGAAAUAACUGGAGUGCUUAGGAGCUGCAUGUCAGAUCAGCCCCUGUAUUCUGAGCUGUGUUGUGAAUUAAAACAAGCAAUCCUGCCACGCCUCACCACCUUCUUGUUUGGGUGACAAAACUCAGCUACUUCUGCACUUUAUACUCCCUAAUUAAGAUCUAAAAUAAUCUGCUAUCAAUUACAAUUUAUCUUCCCCUUUCUUUAAAGGUGUUUGUUGUUCUCCCUAUUUUGGACUGAAACUGCUGUGUAGCAGCAGAGUUUUCUCUGGGGACUGAGAUGUGUUUUGGUUCCUCUGCUAAGGUACAUCUGAAGUGCUCUCAAUUCUCAGUUGUAUUUUCUGGUGAUUUUCCCCCCCACCUUUUUAUUUCCAGACAAUGUUCCUACUUCCUAGUUUUUGUUCAGUUGGAGAUGUUGCAGGAAUGUGUGAGCUGCACAAAAUGAUUACUCCUUUGAUGGAGUCUGCAUCUCUCUUUCACUUCUGUAACCUGAGGUGAGCACUUGCGCCUGGCUGUUGCUCUUCGCCAUGAUGCAGCUCUGCAAUGGGUGAGAUGCUUCCUCUCCAAGACUUUCAUCAGUAAUCAGGGGAAGUGUUAGGGAGGUUUUGCUAUUGCUUGUAAGAUUCCAGCUUCUUUUCUUGCAAAAGGUGAUAUUCCCCUAUGAUACAACACUGCAGACAGUGGGGCCAGGCUUUCCUGGCUCAGUCACUUCUCUAGCUGAUGGACCCUGGUCAGUGUGGUGCUUUACAAAGCAGGGAGUGAUGGAGCCCCUCUGCUUCUGAACAGACAGCAUCUUCAGAGGAGGUCUGAAGGAAAGCAUGGACACCUGCCCUUGUGUUUGUUCCUAACCAGGUAACUUGGGGAGUUUCAGCAUUGCCUUACACAUCUUGCAUUGAGUUGCAAAAAUGCAGUUGAACCUAGUCUUUCUUCAUGCUAUAGCUCAUCCUGAACUACUUCUUCUCUGGAGCAAGACCAAGCUCUGUGUCACAUUAAAAUAGUUGGUGUGUGAAAAGCACAAUGGGGUGCAGUGUAACUGAUAAUGGGAAUAGCAAAGGAAGUCUUUUGGCUCCACAGGUGCUGCCUGAGCUUGAGGGUCAUCUCCUUGGGUCUGGCAGGGGAGACUCACACGUUUGGUGCAGGUUUUUACAAUUUUAGUCACUCCAGGUGUCAGUCUGGAUGCUGAGUGACAGGGCUGACUUACAGCUUCUUGCAGCUCCGUGGUCACAGAGCAGAAGGUGAACUUCCAGUUCAUCCUGCUUGCUUUCAUCAAGAGAGGGCAAAUCAGGGAGAAUGUGAGUCUCAUUCUUAAUCUGGUAGUUCUGCUGGCCUGGCUCUUCCUCGAAGCUGCUUGUGUGUGCACCCUUGCUGCUCCAGGGGAGAUCCUUUUUUGUCUAAGUAGUGCUGGCGUAUACUUGUCCUAUAUUGUCAAGCCCCUGGCUCUCUGGAGUUCUCUGCUUUGGCCAGAACCUUCUGACCCUUCUUUGAGGGCUUCAUGAAUUCCUGCAGCUUUGAACAGGGUGUUCUGAGUCCAGCCCAGAGCUGCUGGGGUCCUUCCUGGCUGCAAACUCAGCUACCAUACUGAAUGGGAGUAUUUUAUUCACCAUGCAUUCCUGCCUGCUUGUGUCAUCAGAGCCAUCUUCUGGCACAGUUUACUCAGCAGAGAGUCCUAGUUGGAAGUCCUUGUGUAAAGUAUUUCAUCCUUCCUAAUAGAACUCUUUCUGGAUCCAGUGGCUGUUGGCUGUUUCCUGUUGGAGUUACUGAGCUGAAAGCAAACUACAUGGGUACUCUUCUUGUGCAAGAUUCUAGUUUCUUUCAUAGACUAACAUCCCAAAGGGCCUAAUUCUCAGCUGUCCAAUCUGCUCCAGAUUCCCUCACAUCUGCCAUUCACAUUUGUUCACUGUCUCAAUAUGUUGAACCUCUUUUGAAAGACUUCAGCUGGUUCCCUCUAGGAACGUUACAGCAUUAUUUGACACUGGGAUCUUUAAAAAUAACUUUAGCUUGUUGCUUUUUUUUCUAAUGUUAAAAUAUUGCAACAGCAGUGAAAGUCCCAGGGAAGUCCCUGUUAGGUUUCUAGAUGUUUCCCCCUGCACAGCACUGCCUGAGCUGCUGUCAGGCAGCUGUGCUCCCGCACACACUGGCAUGCAGCUGGCCUGAGGCAGGGAGCUGCACUGGGAGCUUAUGUAGUUGUUGAUGUUGUGUUUGGGGGUGUUUUUUUCAAUUGGUUUGGUUUAGAUUUGUUUUUCUAACAGGAAUUCUCUGCAAAGCAGCCAGAAGAAACCUGUGUGCUCAGUAACAGCCAUCGCUUCUCAGACCUCAGAAGCAACAAGAGCAGCAUGGCCAGCAGGGCAAGGGAGGGGAUGCUCCCCCUUUACUCUGCUCUCCUGAGAACCCACCUGGACUACUGUGUAAAGUUCUGGAGCCCCCAGCAUGAGAAGCACAUGGAACUGUUUGAGCCAGUCCAGAGGAGGCUACAAAGAUGCUUGGAUGGCUGCAGCAGCUCUGCUGUGAGAACAGGCUAUGAGAGUUGAGGCUCUGCAGCCUGCAGAAGAGAAGGCUUCCAGGAGACCUUGGAGUGGCCUUCCAGUAUCUGAAGGGGGCUACAGGAGGGCUGGGGAGGGACUAUUGACAAGAGCUUGUAAUGACAGAAUGAGGAGUAAUGAGUUUAAACUGGCAGAGGGGAGAUUGAAACUGAAUGUUAGGAAGAAGUUCUUUUCCAGUGAGGGUGGUGAAAACACUGGUGCAUGUUGCCCAGGGAGGUUGUGGCUGCUCCCUGCCUGGAGAUGUUCAAGGCCAGGUUGGAUGACACCUUGAGCAACCUGUUCUAGUGGGAGAUAUCCCUGUGUAUGGUGGAGGCUUGGAACUGGAUGAGCUUUGAGAUUGCUUCCAACCUAAACCAUUCUAGGAUUCUAUUUGCCUCUGGUUUAAUGGCAUUAUUUAAACAUUAGCUGCAAGGUAGACUCUUCAUGUAGGAUUGUGCACUCUUCACCUGCUCUUUGGGAGUACUCAGAGUCACACAAAAUCACAGAAUGUCAGAGGCUGGAAGAGACCACAAAAGCUCAUCCAGUCCAACCCCCCUGCCAGAGCAGAAUCACCCAGAGCAGAUCACAUGGGAACACAGCCAGGCAGGUCCUGAAUAUCUCCAGAGAGGGAGACUCCACAACCCCCCUGGGCAGCCUCUUCCAGGGUUCUGGCACCCUCACACAGGAAAAAAAACCCUCCUCAUGUUGCCAUGAAGAUUCCCGUGCCUCAGCUUCCACCCAUUACCCCUUGUCCUGUCAUUUGGCAUCACUGAGCAGGGCCUGGCUCCAGCCUGGCACUCACCUUUACAUCUUUAUUAACACUGAUGAGGUCACUUCUCAGUCUCCUCUCCAAGCAGCACAGCCCCAGCUGCCUCAGGCUGUUCUCAUAGCAGAGAUGUUCCAUGCCCUUAUCAUCAUUAUGGCUGUGUGCUGGACUCUCUCAAGCAGUUCUAUGUCCUUCUAGAAAUUGGGAGCCCAGAACUGGACACAGCACUCCGGAUUUGGCCUCACCAGCUCAACACUCAGAGAUACCUUGGAACACAACAGGGAGCAUGUGGGUGGUGAGAGGCUUUGAAAAUCAGACUAGAACAUUGAACUGCAUAAGCCUCUGCUUUCCUUAGUCAUUAGGUCCAUGUAUAAGGUAAACAUUAAGAAAUGAGAACCUCAGGUACUUACUAUAUUAAGACCUAGCUGCCACACAUGCAGUCCUCAGCAGCUCCAUGAGUGACCCUGUGUGUCAGGGUGUGGUAGGAAUGUAGCUCUGGAGCAUGGGCCUGCAUUUCAGCUUCUGAUGCAGCUGCAGAAUCCUAAAUCCAGAGUUGCAAAGAAGUUGCUCUGCCCAUGUAUUUCCUCAGUCACAGAGAAUGCGAGCAGUGCUUACCCAGGUGGGUCCUUCACUAUCAGCACCUUAAGAAGUCCAGACCAGCACCUUGGAGGUCCCACUGGAAUGAGUAGAUGUGACUUCUUGGUGUGAUCAGCUGAUUCUUCCCUUCUGAAUUAAAACCAUGUUUGCUGUUUUGCAGUAGCCAGUGUGCCCUUCUGUGCUGCUGCAGCUUGCUGGGUCUUGUUCCUGGAGCUGGCAGUCAGGCCAAAUCCUUAGGAUCUCCACUCCAUGAGAAGCAGAGCUUCAAAGGACAGUGGUGAAAAGGCAGCUUACACCAUAAUCAACUUUCUUCCUCACAGACCUUUCUGGAAAGUCUGUGGGCUUUUUACUACCCAGCAUGUGUUGAAAUAGGAGGAUGGGGUCCCAGAGAUUGCCCAGGCCUGACCACGAAUGGUCCUUGCUGCGUGCACAUUCCUCCCGCUCCUGAUGGGUCCAGCACCAGGCUCAGCUCUGCUUGAGUUCUGCUGAGCACGAGAAAAUCAGCCAUGAGAUGUUAGUUUGAAUCUGCACCUGUCUGUGGCAGCAGGAGGCCAGUGUUUUGGCACCACUGUGCUGGUGGGUGCAGAGUGGUUGUAGGCAUCUGGCAGGGCUGAGGUGUCCUGCACCCUUGCACUGAACUGGCCAUGAGCCAGGCAGAGGUGUGGAGCCUGGUGUGCAGGGACUCGGAACUCUUCAUGAUGCAUAAUGGUGAUGAAGUCUUUCCUGUCAGCAACCCUCUGUCUUUUCCUGAGGAGCACUGAUGUGUGAACAGCUCUCAUCAGUCUGGCAGUACAUCUCACUCACAGAAAUGUGCAGCCCUUGGUUCUUUUCCCUCCCUGUUGCAGGUGUGUAGCCGACUCCUUCCAUCACUGGCAAAGAGCAGCUCACAGAAUCUUUCAUUCUGUGUUUCCAUGGAAUGUCUCUGUUGCUUCCAUGUGCUGACCAAGUUUCAUGCCUUGGGGUGUUUUUUUGAGAGUGGUACAUGCAUGCUUUUUGGAGGGGUUAUGUUGGGUUCUUGCUCAUCAGCCACCAGGUUUUGAAGUGCAAUGACUUUAUAUUUUUUUGUGACAGUCACAAGUUUCUUUUAUUUCCUGGACACUUUUUUUGCUGAAGGGACCAACACAUAGCACAAUUUGAUUUAAAUUUCUGACCCCACAUGUUCCUCAAGGCAGAAACCUUUUGUGCCUAAUGAUGCAUCUGAUCCUGAGAAUUACACACGGAUAAAGUCUUUCACAGACCAAUAAAAAACCCAAAUCUUAGGUUAACCACAUCAUAGUCAUGGGGAAAAUGAGACCAAUUUGAAACAUCCCAAUUGAAUUCCCUCAACUUACAUUAAGUUGAACUGUUUCAGGUGCAUUGUAAGAGAUAAACCCAGUGGAUAUUCAGACCAAAAGCUGUUCAGGUUCAGCGAGUUGACAGGUCUUGAGUUUUCACUAGAUGCAGUCUUUCAGGGCUUUAACAAGUAACCAAGUCCUGACUCUUCUCACAGCCCCACUAAAAUUCUGCCAGUGGUUCCCCUUGAAGUGCCUCUUUUAAUUGUAUCUGCAAGCACAUGGAAUAAUUCACAGCUCCACCCUACACCUUUCCAGAACUCAGGAGCAGCCAGUAUGCACAGAUCUGCACAGGAUUCUCAGCCCUCCUCCUUGCCCUGCACUCUGUACUCCACAUAUCCAGCAGGCUUGCCUUUGUCUCAUCAUUUACUGUCCAGCACAGCAUCCUGAGUGCUGAAAAUGGGGUAGGAAAUGCUAGACUUAAAAGCGACUGCACUGGAGGGAGGUAGCUGACCUGAUCUUCUGGCACAUCCUUCAGGAUAGAGAGCUUAGAAUCAGCAGGGAAUUCUGCAUUGAAAGAGUUGAGUAAGUGGUAGGUGGCUCCUGGCAGGCCCUUGUGGUGUCAAAACAAAACAAAGAUAAACCCAAACAAAACCCAAAACAAAAUGAAGCAAAAAAAAAAACUCCAAACAAAUGAAAACAGGCAUAACAAAACAAAGCAAAAAAAAAACAAACAAAUGAAACAAAACCCAAACAAAACAGAGUAAAGGAAAAAAAAAUGACAAAACAACCAAACAAAUGAAACAAAACUCAAACAGGGCAAAGCAAAAAAAUUAAACAAAUAAGACAAAGCAAAACCAACCAAACAGCACAAAACCCAAACAAAAUAGAGCAAAGGGGGGGAAAAUUGAAUCAAAUAAAGCAAAACAAAGCAAAAAAAAAACCAAAUGAAACAAAACCCAAACAAAACAGAGCAAAUGAAAAAAAAAAGACAAAACAACCAAACAAAUGAAACAAAACUCAAAGCAAAGCAAAAAAAAUUAAACACAUAAGACAAAGCAAAACCAACCAAACAGCACAAAACCCAAACAAAAUAGAGCAAAGUGGAAAAAAAUUGAAACAAAUAAAGCAAAACAAAGCAAAAAAAAAAAAAAAAACAAAAACAAAUGAAACAAAACCCAAACAAAAUAGAGCAAAGGAAAAAAACCUGAAACAAAUAAAGCUAAAAAAAAAAAAAAACCCAAACAAAACAGAGCAAAGAAAAAAAAAAACAACCAAACAAAUGAAACAAAACUCAGAGCAGAGCAAAAAAAAUUAAGACAAAGCAAAAACAACCAAACAGCACAAAACCUAAACUAAAAAGAGCAAAGGAAAAAGAAUGAAACAAAUAAAAAAAAAACACAUGAAACAAAACCCAAACAAAACAGAGCAAAGAAAAAACAACUUGAAACAAAUAAAGCAAAAAAAAAACCCAAACAAAUGAAACAAACCCCAAGCAAAACAGAGUGAAGGAAAAAAAAAGACAAAACAAAGCAAAAAAACCAACCAAAAUCCCAAACAAAACAGCAAAGAAAAAAAAACUGAAACAAAUAAAGCCAAAAAAAACCAAACAGAUGAAACAAAGCAAAAAAAACCCAAACAGAUGAAACAAACCCCAAGCAAAACAGAGCAAAGGGGGAAAAAAGACAAAUCAACCAAACAAAACCCAAACAGAGCAAAGCAAAAAAAAAUUAAACAAAGACAAAACAAAGCAAAAGCAACCAAACAGCACAAAAACCCCAAACAAAAUAGAGCAAAGAGAAAAAAAACACUUGAAACAAAUAAAACAGAGCAAAAAAAAACCCACCCAAAUGAAACAAAACAGAGCAAGGAAAAAAUAAAAGACAAAACAACCGAACACAUGGAACAAAACCCAAACAGAGCAAAGCAAAAAACAAAUAAUGAAAUAAAUUAAAUACAAAGCAAAGCAAAAGAAAAAAACUCAAACAAAUAAAGACAAAACAAAGGGGAAAAAAAAAAACAAAUGAAAGAUAAAGCAAAGCAGAAAAGCCACAAACAAAACCUUUUGCUUUUAUUUAAAGCAAUUUCUGAGAAGAAAUUUUCCGGUGAUGGAAGUCUAGAGGUGAAGAGUGGGUUUGGGGAUGUCAUAGCUACGUGACAUGACAGCCUUAGUCAUGUGGGUUUGACAGUGCUCGACCUGAAAGCUCUUCUUCCUUCAGAGGUUUUUAACGCAGUGGCUGAGAUCCUCAGCACAGCCUAAGGCGCUCGGAUGUUCGUCUACCACUUCUUUAACUCCUGCAGAUGAAAAGCACUCUUUAGGGACAGCAACCUCCAUCCGUGGUGCUAAAAGCAGAUACUAGCAUCGGACAAAUGUUUUGCUUCUCCUCCUUAGGUGGUUUGCUUUCUUUUAGUAGCCCAAAACGGCAUGAAAAAUCCACCCCCCGUUCCUGCAGGUGUUUUACCAGUGGGGAUUCAAAGUCAGGCCAAGGUCACCACUCACACUAAACCUGAGAUUUCUACUAAAACAGAGUUGUGUAUUUGGUCCUUCUUGUGUAACUUUUGCUAAAUCCCUCUAGGUUUCCAGGAAAGUUGUCUUUUACCAGUACUAAUGACUUCUUUUUAAAAGCCUUUAACCAAAAUUUUCUAACUCCCCAUAAAUUUUGACUAUAUACACCCCUUGAACAGUCGCUGUACCAUGCAGCCUCUGUCUGGGUAACUAGUAAGGCUUGGAUCGUUGUGCAGAUGACAGGAUGGAUUUUGUUCCCUAAGGAUACAUGAAGGAGUCACUUACUGAAGAAGCUGAAUGCAGAAAAGAUUUAAGGGGCAGAUCUUCAGCUUGGGUAAAUUGGCAGAGUUGGGUGGAAGCUACUUUAUGUCAGCUGUGGAUCUUGUCCUUCAGUGUUGAAGGCAUUUCCUAUACAUAUUUUUUUCUGUCUUACUGUAAACCAAUUUCAUAUGGUUAAACUGUAUUUUCCUAUAUUGUUCUGCAAGUUUAUAUGCACCAGAGUGCUCAUCUCAUCUCCUGUAAAAUAAAGUGUACAGAGACACA